UAACAGGAAUAAUUUCAAAUUGCAAAAUCUCUUAGAUACAAAAAGUUAUGCAACCAAAUAGUUGAAAAGAUUGAGGGCGUCAAAAUUUUCUAGCAUGAUUUAUUAAAUUAUGAUUUAAGAAAUCAAGCCUGAAAGAGGAUCCAUCAUCAUUCUGACCUAAUAGUUAAUCCCGAUCACCCAUUCUCUCUUCUGCUUUCAUAAUUAAUUAUUCAACCGCUUGCAGAAUGACCGAAUUGACUCCAAAGUCUUGCAGAGAAGUUUAGCUUUGUGCUCACCACGAAGCUGUUGCAGGGAAGCCUUUCUCUGACCUUUAUAUAGUGAAAGAUACUAAAAUUCAGUGUAACCUUUGUGAAAGUUGAGCUAACCUACCCGAAUUAUUUUCCAGUCCUCUCAGCUUCCUCCGCCAUUUACUCCCUGCCUUCAUCUUUCUCUCCAACUAAGGUCUCUUCUUUCCUUGCAGUAGUGUUGCUAUCAAGCUACUAAGCUAGUAUCGCCAUGUGCGUCAACAUCCAGUGCGAUCCACUCAAAUUUUUCACCGACAUAUGGCCAGGCCUGUCACGGCAAAUGGGAUAUCUCCGGGAUCCCGGACCCAGAAUUAUUGAGCUCACCGAAGCCAAUAUCCGUCUCCAAGCCAAGCGCGAGGACACCAAUGACAAAAUCCGCUCCGCCGAGCUGCGUGGCGAAACGCCGACUCAUGAUGUCCAAGAUUGGUUAAGAAAGGUCGCGGCCAUUAACAAAAAGGUCUCCAAAAUCCAAACUGACCAUGAAAAUGGUACCUUUUGUUGGUGCAUCAACCGCCGUGCGGUGAAAAGCCUCGCUAAAGUUUGCGCGUUGGUUAAUGAAUCCGAAUUUGGCAACGUUGCAACCAGGUUACCACCAAACGGAGUGCAAGAAGUCCCCGCCGAACUGCCGCUGGCCAAUCCUACAAUGCUCUCCUACCUCUCCCAACUCCAUGAUUUUCUUAAUGACGACGAAUCCCGAAUCUUCGGCAUCUGGGGCAUGGGCGGCGUGGGAAAGACCACUCUUUUGCGCAGCCUCAACAAGGAGUUGCUCUCUUCAUCAGAAGCAAGGAAUGCACUGCCGAUGUUCGACCACGUUAUCUGGGCCGUGGCAUCCAAGGACUACAAGCUUGAGAAGCUCCAGCGCGACAUCUCAAACUGGCUUCAUCUACCGCUAUGCGAAGAUAUGAACCAGCAGGCAACCGAGAUUUGGCACUUCUUGGAAAACAAGAGCUUUCUUUUACUCCUCGAUGACCUCUGGCAACGGGUAGCGUUAGCAGAUUUAGGUAUCCCACAGCUUACCCAAAACGAAACUAAGAAGCAGAAGGUGGUGUUCACCACACAGUUUGAAGGUGUUUGUGGGCAGAUGCAAGCUUGGCGCAUGAUGAAGGUUGAGUGUCUAAACGAAGAAGAAGCAUGGUGGCUUUUUCAGGACAAAGUCGGCGAGCAGACUCUCCAAGCGCACGCCAUGAUUCCACAGCUUGCACAAGUAGUGGUUAAAGAGUGCGACGGGCUUCCACUCGCUCUUGUGCUCAUCGGCUCCGCGAUGAGCACGAAGAAAACACCAAGGGAGUGGCGGGACGCCAUUACCCUGCUUAAGAAGUCUCAACCGUAUGGAAUCCAAGGCAUAGGUGACAAUAUUCUUUCCAAGCUAAAGUUCAGCUACGACAAUUUGACUGAUAAAAUUCUCCGCGAGUGCUUCCUGCUCUGUUCUCUGUGGCCGGAAGAUCACUCAAUUUCUAAAACCGAACUCAUCGAAUGCUGGAUGGGGCAUGGGUUGGUCGACGAAAAAGAGUUCGACAACAUCAACGAAGCUUAUGAUAGUGGCCACGCGCUAAUCGGUGGGUUGCAAGCUGCGUGCCUCCUUGAACCAGGGUAUAACAAAGAUAGAGAGGUGAAGAUGCAUGACGUGGUAAGAGAUCUCGCUCUCUGGAUUGCGUCAGAUUGUGGUAAGAGACCAAAAAGAUUCAUUUUUAUUUCUUACGUAAUUGCUUCCAAGGAUUCACAAGCAGCGGUAGAAAAGAUGUCGCUUGUUGGAAGUGAAGUCGGUGACACAUCCAGCCUUCCGUCCAACUGUUUUAAUCUGAAAACGUUGAUGCUACAGGGAAGCAUGUCCUUUAUGUUAAUUAUGAAAGGAUUCUUUCAAGGGAUUCCUGCUUUGAAUUAUCUCAACCUUUCCUGCACGGCUAUCCACGAACUGCCCCAGGAAAUUGGCCUGCUUCGUAAUCUUCGAUACCUCAAUAUCUCCUACACGCAAAUUCGAUCGCUUCCAUUGCAGCUCAGUAAUCUCGUCGAGCUCAGAUUCCUGCUCUUAAGAGAUCUGGAAAAUAUCGAAAUUCCUAACGGUCUGCUGGAGAAGCUUGUGAUGUUGUCCGUGAUCGACAUGACUGAUACUUGGUGCAAAAAUUGGUUUGAGCUCUCAAGGCUGCGUGGUUGUUUGAAAGGCGUGGGGAUCGUUUUGGAGAGCAUUGAAGAUCUGCACCGGCUUGCCCAGCUCCCAAAUGUACUGACUUGGCGGCUGGGGCUGAGGAAAUUGGUGGGAUUCAAUGAGCCACUACACCUUCUCUCGCCUUUGCAGCUAGGGAGCCACAACAUUCGUUUCAGUAUUCAUAUGCUAAAAAUUGAGUUAUGUGAGAGCUUAGAGGUGAUGUCCAUGGAAUGUGAUGGUGGCGGCGAUAAGUGUUCCCUAUCAAGGUUGGAGGAAGUAGAGCUCAGGAGCUUACCAGAGCUAAAGGAGAUUGUUUGGAGAGGAGUUUGUCCUGCGGAAAUGCUACCGAGUUUGACUAUGCUGACGAUUUCCGGUUGCCACAACUUGUCAAGCCUCUCGUGGGUGAUCCGAUUACCGAGCUUGGAAGAUCUCAGUGUGUACCGUUGCAGCUCAAUGGAGCAAAUAGUUGAUGCUGAUAAUGAAAUCAGUUUCGAUGGUGAGGAGGUGAAUGACAUUGGAGCGGCCAGUUGGGCAUUCCCAAGUCUUAGGAGGCUCUCCUUGAGGGAUUUGAGAAGAUUGAGAGUUUUUGGAGAGUCAUUUGCGUUCCCUUCAUUGGAAAUCAUUUAUGUGAUUAAUUGCCCGAAGCUGAAGGCGCUACCUUUUGGGAAGGAGAUAAGGAAUCUGAAAGUGAUUUGGGGUGACAGACAGUGGUGGAAGAAUUUGGACAUGCAAGACGAAGAUAGGGCUGCGCUUCAGCCAUAUUUGAAAGAGUAAUUGCCAGGUGGAGGAGGUGGAGGCGGCUGCACAGUUACAUCUAUGGUGGACUAACAAUAUUUUUGUUGUUUCUUAUGGAGGGCUGUUAUUUCUUUUUCAUUUUUACUUGUAAUGUUUUUUUUACUCAGUAAUAGAUGAGCUUAUGCCCAAA
This is a messenger RNA of Dendrobium catenatum, 3352 nucleotides long. Its product is annotated as disease resistance protein SUMM2-like. The record is from RefSeq and is a predicted model, not a curated record. The transcript has a single exon. Lineage: Eukaryota; Viridiplantae; Streptophyta; Magnoliopsida; Asparagales; Orchidaceae. Gene Ontology annotation, molecular function: ADP binding; protein binding. The coding region runs from base 496 to 3201 and encodes 901 amino acids.